Messenger RNA from Aspergillus ibericus CBS 121593, 1752 nucleotides. RefSeq lists its product as uncharacterized. NCBI's taxonomy places the organism in Eukaryota, Fungi, Ascomycota, Eurotiomycetes, Eurotiales, Aspergillaceae. The record is from RefSeq and is a predicted model, not a curated record. The transcript is spliced from 2 exons. Bases 139 to 1641 code for a protein of 500 amino acids.
GCCGCCUCCCCUGCGUUUCGCGUUGUUCCUCCUCACGUCCGUUUCGCCCUGUCCCGGCACGUGAAGUGGAAGCCACUCCAUCUGCGCGCCCUCAGUCACCGCCAGCUGGACCUCGCCAGUAGGCCUGUCUCGCCCACCAUGUUAAAACCCGCUCAGUUUCUAGAUACCAGGCGGCGCGAUAGUAUUGAAACCAUGGCCGAGUCCUCCCCCUCGUCUCGCCUGCCUCCGUCGCCCUGGACCACCGCCUCCUCCACGCCCGUUUCACCCGCCGUGUCUCUCUUUUCCGCCAAGGGCCACACGCGUUUCUCCAGCUCGGUUUCGUCCCUGGUUUCAUCCCCAGGACACGGUAAUUCCAUGGAGAGCUCGUCACGGAAUCCCUUGACAGGAGUGAAGGAAGAACCCUGUGGGGCCCAGCCCAGGGAUCUCGAGGAGGACUAUUUCCAACACUUUGACCAAGGGUUGUCGGUCGUGGAAGACUCGUAUUUUGCUUCUUUUGAUGCUUCUGACAGCUACGAUCUGACGGAUGCCGGUAUGGAUCUCGCCCAUUCGCCCAGGAAUCGACGCUCCGAUAGUAUUUCCGCCCGGGGCCUUUCACGCAUCGGCUCCCGCAUCUCCACCAUCUCCACCCGCUGGAAGUCCAAACGUGCCUCCGAUGGCGCAGACAGUACAGAUGUAUUCACAACGCAGCUGCGUUCCCGCACCAACUCCGCAUCAUCAGCUCUGGCUAGUCCCACGACGGGCUCCUUCACUCGCGUCAGCUCCAUUCAGGUUCCUCCAUCCCCGGCCAGAACCAUAUUUGAGGAGGCCAUUUCUGAGACCGGCACGCAACCCAUUGACAUCGUCAAAGCCAACCAGCACAGCCAGGAUGACUCGGCCCCUCAUGCGACAACCCCGCUGCUGCCGCCUUUUAUGGGCGACCAGCCCUCAUACCCGACCGCGUCCCGCGUCCAUUCGCCAUUGCAAUCGCCGUCCGUAGCCGAUAUGACGGAUGACGGCCCGAUUGUCUGCAGCGCCAUCACAGAUCUACGAUUGGCGGGCUUGCCCUCGCCACCAUUGUCCUCCAAGCCGUCCGUCGCGUCGUUCAACCGCCCGCGAGCCAGCACCGUGCGGACGGUUUCAGGUGAUGCCCCUCCCUUCACACUGUCGGAUCCAAAUGACGAGUGGGCGAAUAAGCUGGGCCAUGCCAACUUUACUAUUCAGCCCGAGCCGUAUGUGCCGGGGAUUUGCGACCUGGUGUCGUUUCGGCAGUUGCGCACCGACUGGGACCUUGCUCAGUGCAACUUCACUCGGCAUCUCGUUCGGACCGGUGAACAUUAUGGGGUUACCUCCAUGAUCUACAGGCUCACGGAGGAGAAGUGGGAGUUUAUCAACCGCGAGUGGCGACGCCAUCACGAAGCAAUGCUGUCCGAGUUGGAGGUGACGGAAGGACCGCGGUUGAGUUUGAUGAAAUCCCACUGUUAUCCCUGCGACCCGGUCAAGAUCCCACGCCUUCACGAUGACAAAUUUCCCGAGCUGGGCGAUGGGGAGAUCGUGGGUCCAAUGAAGAUCGCCCCUGCCGCGAAUGGAUCUGGACUAUGUCACAGCCGCUCGUUGAAGCGCAACUUUGUCAAGUUCUUCCAGGAUCUCGUGAUACGAUCCUGAUUCCUCCCAUGCCACCAAUCUGGGAACACCUACUUAUGACGAUAGACCAACCAUCGGAGGCUCACGAUGUACAACAUCUUAUGAUUUCUACGCCUCUCGAACGAUUGAUUC